Messenger RNA from Salmo salar (Atlantic salmon), 2406 nucleotides. Lineage: Eukaryota; Metazoa; Chordata; Actinopteri; Salmoniformes; Salmonidae. The record is from RefSeq and is a predicted model, not a curated record.
GAGAGACAGAGAGAGAGAGAGAGAGCCACAGUAAGGUUGUCACUGGUUUCACCGGUCAUAAACUGAACAGCACACAAGAUUACCACACAGCACAAUGUGAAAAACAUUUGGGAAAGAGACAGAUCUUUUAUCUCUAAAACUGAAAAACAGAUGAACGUGGUACCUUCAGGCGUUUGGAAAUUGCUCCCAAGGAUGAACCAGACUUGUCAACAAUUGCUGAUUUCCCCAUGAUGUCAAGCAAAGAGGCACUGAGUUUGAAGGUAACAGUGAUUGUAUUACCGCUUUACAGUGACGUCUUGCUUGCAGAGUUAUUGCGGACUCGAAGAACGUGCACGUUCACGCCAACAAUGCGCGUUCACACAUACCCACAGUGACCAAAGAGGGUUCGUUACAGUUGGGAGGGACUGACUCAGAAAGUCACAUCAUCUUCUGCUCCAACUAUGACAGUGUGGGGGUCCAGAGUGAAGCGCUACAUGGGGCCUAACGUCUACACGGCUCCCCCAGAUGGUGGCUGGGGCUGGGUGGUGGCGGUCUGCUUCUUCCUGGUGGAAGUGUUCACCUACGGAGUCAUCAAGAGCUUGGGCAUCUUCCUCCAGGACCUGAUGGGGGAGUUCGGGGAGAGCAACAGCCGAGUGUCUUGGAUCAUCUCCAUCUGUGUCUUCACUAUGACUUUCACUGCUCCUCUUGCUUCUAUAAUGACCAACCGAUUUGGGUUCCGGCCAGUUGUUAUGAUUGGUGGACUCCUCAUCUCCAUAGGAACCAUCGCCAGUGGCUUCACCAACUCCAUCAACGAGAUGUACAUCACCAUCGGACUCGUUGCAGGUCUGGGGUACUGUCUGACCUUCCUGCCCACCGUCACCCUACUGUCUCAGUACUUCUCCCAGCGACGCUCCCUGGUCACAGCUGUCGCCUCCACGGGAGAGUCCUUCUCUGUGUUCGCCCUCGCCCCAGCAUUCUCUGCUCUGAGGGACUGUAUCGGCUGGCGUUACACUCUGGUGGUGAUCGGAGCUCUGCAGGGCAUCAUCAUCAUCUGUGGAGUUUUGCUAAGACCCAUCUUCAUCAGACCUGGACCAGCCACGGAGACAGAGACAGGUGGACUGGCUGACCAAGAGCUGAAGGCUCUGGAUACUCUGAACAGACAGGAGGAGUCCUACACUAAGGAGAGAUUGUACACUAAGGACAGUUCAUAUGCUAAGGAUAGCUCUUACACACUGCAGAGUUCCUACUCUCAGGAGAACAAGCUGACUCAUUGUUACUCCCUGAGCUCUGGAGAGUCUGAGGACUCUGGGGUCCAGUCCCUCCAUCACCAGGUCCUGAAUGAUGGUAGCAAGGCAGGGGAGGAGAUUCCUCUGAAGGGGAAAGAGGAGAAGGGAGAAAAGGGGGGGAAAGAGAGAAGAGAGAAGGAGGCGUCUUCACAGCUGUGCUUAGGAAGCAAGAAGGAGAUGGAGAAGGAUGAGGAGCAGACACCGACAGUAUCCGCCCAGAAGCCAAAACUCCUUGACUUCUCCGUGCUGAGAGAAGGCAGCUUCAUUUGCUAUGCUCUCUUCGGCCUCUUCGCCACAUUGGGUUUCUUUGCCCCUCAGCUCUACAUCAUCGAGCUGAGCGUGAGCCGUGGCGUAGAGCGCGACCGUGCAACCUACAUGCUUUCCACCAUGGCGGUUGCAGAGAUCUUUGGUCGCAUCUCCAUUGGUUGGGUGCUAGGCAGGAAGCUGUUUAGAGGCAGGAAGCCCUUGGUGCUGCUAGGAUGUGUAGUCCUGCUGUGCCUGGUGCUGGUGGCCUUUACCCUGGUGUGGGAGUUCUGGGGUCUGGCGAUGUGUUGUGGGUUCUAUGGUUUUUUUAUGGGCACUGUGUCAUCAACGCAUAUACCCAUGCUGGCAGAGAAAGAUGUGGUGGGCAUAGAGAGGAUGGCGUCAGCCGCGGGAGUCUAUGUGUUUAUACAGAGCUUCGCUGGGCUGGCCGGACCACCUCUAGGAGGUGUUCUGGUGGACCUGACUCAGAACUACGGCUCAGCUUUCUACUCCUGUGCGGUGGGUAUGGGUUUGGGAGCUGUGUUCCUGGGACUGGUACGACCAGCCAAGAGAGGCUUGCUCUGCUGCAGCAAGAGGGGGCCUCAAAAUUGCCCAGAACCCCUGCAGGUGGGGCCAGGGAACCCUGUACCUCAGCGAGAGGGGAAGGAGACCCAGGACAGAGACAGUCUUCAGGACUUCCUAGAAGUUGACCUUGAGUUGGACCAGAAACAGGAAAUCAUUACUGAAAAAGGCCAACUGAUGACAAUCUCUACUUGAAAAGACAUCACACAACUCAGAAGGAAACCCCAUAAGAGUCUGAACUGAAGUCUUGGUUAAGCUAGUGCUGAUUGAGACAAAUCAGACAAAUAUGUGAAUAAAGACUGCCAUGGACGGAUAA